AACGAAUUCAAGAUCGACGAAAAGGAAGUCACGCGUCUCAACAGCAGAUAGAUGGCGAGACAGUUAGUUCCCAGGGUUGUGCUCUGACUGAGCUUAAUUGCUACGCGCUGGUGGGGUCGCAUGAAUCUAGGAACCACGUUCGUCCCAGACCGCGGUCGUCCGUGCACUCCAUCAAUGUCUUUGCCGUCCUGCCACAGAGUGCUGUCGAGAGCAACCGUCCAGCAUCGUUAUCGCAUCAUCAACAUGACGGCAGCAUCGCAAAGCCACCGGUACUCUGAUAUACCCUCUUCCCGUCGACCGGCAUCUACAGGCACUAAUGCACUCGCACCGAUCGCCAUCAUCGGCGCCGGUCCCGCCGGUCUGCUCCUCGCACGCUUCUUUGAGCGCUCUCGCAUUGCCUACACCGUCUUUGAGCGCGAUCAGGGGCCCGAGAUCCGGUCCGGCAGCGGUACCCUCGACGUCCGUCCAAUAACAGGCCAGCUUGCCCUGAAACAGGCCGGUCUCCUCGACCGGUUCAACGCCCUCGCACGUCAUGGGGUCUCGACGACCAUUGUAGAUGCACAGGCAAACGUACUUUUGAAUGCUGGCGGCAAAGAAGACAAGGAAAGACCAGAGAUUGAUCGCAGAGAUCUCCAGCGGCUGUUGCAAGAAGCGGUGCCCUUGGACAAGGUCGUCUGGGGUUCAAAGGUUGAAACGGUCAGCAGAGCGGCAGACGGCGUCAUGACGAUACACAUGGCCGACCAGACGACCCUGUCAGGUUUCCGUCUCGUCAUAGGUGCAGACGGGGCCUGGUCAAAGGUACGCCCGCUCCUGACACCUGCCGUCCCUCAGUAUUCCGGCAUCGUUUUCUACACGACCUACGUCCAGCCCGACGACGCCGGCUAUCCCGUCGCCGACUCGCUUGCACAGCAAGGAAACUACCUUGCCAUGAGCGGCACCCGCAAGAUCUUCCUCCACUACCUGAGCGACAGGUCGUACUUCCUGUCGGUCGGACUGGACGUUGCCGAGGGUCAGUCCGACAAGUCGAGUCUGCAGAACGGCGCGGUGCUGUGGGAGUCGCUGCUGAAGGACAAGUUCCAAGAUUGGACGCCGAAGCUAGUCGACCUGGUCCGACAGAGCGACGGUGCGUUUCGAGCCUGGCCGCUGUACAAUUUGCCUGUCGAAGCCGUCGCGUCGCAGUGGACGUCUGUCCAGGGUGUCACGCUUGUUGGCGACGCGGCCCACCUGACUGUGCCGACCGGUGAUGGCGUCAACAACGCGCUGUUCGACAGCCUUGAGCUCGCCACGCAGAUCACAGAGCACGGCAUCGACCGCCUCGAUGACGCUGUGGCCGAGUACGAAAAGCCGAUGCUCGUACGCGCGCGUGCGGCGAUUGAGAAGGGACACUGGACAGCGGAAAAGCUGUUUGGUCCCGGCGCUCCGCACUCCUUCUUCAGAGCAAUGGGCGUUGACAUGUGAUCGCGGCUUCUUGCCCCCCACCGGAACUAUGGGAUGUACUGUAUAUACUACUGUAUUUACAGAGUGCGCGAAUUUGGCGCGAAUAUGGAAUUUCCGCGUUUGACG
Messenger RNA from Acaromyces ingoldii, 1563 nucleotides. Its product is annotated as FAD/NAD(P)-binding domain-containing protein. Bases 244 to 1458 code for a protein of 404 amino acids. Gene Ontology annotation, molecular function: FAD binding. The record is from RefSeq and is a predicted model, not a curated record. Lineage: Eukaryota; Fungi; Basidiomycota; Exobasidiomycetes; Exobasidiales; Cryptobasidiaceae. The transcript has 2 exons.